Molecule: messenger RNA, 1164 nt
Organism: Dicentrarchus labrax (European seabass)
Lineage: Eukaryota; Metazoa; Chordata; Actinopteri; Moronidae
Product: E3 SUMO-protein ligase ZBED1
Exons: 3
Coding region: 19-876 (285 amino acids)
Molecular function (GO): protein dimerization activity
Source: RefSeq, a predicted model, not a curated record
GAAGAAAUAGUCGCUGCUAUGAAGCUCAUGAAGAUUGCUACUGUGGUCAUGGAAGAAGAGAAAACUCCCACACUGUCAGCAGUUGCACCAGUCCAUGCCCACCUGAUCCAAGAACUCCAGGAGAGCCCAGGUGACUCUAACAUGAUAAAAGAGAUCAAAACUGCCAUAUGCCAGGACCUCAAGAAGAGGUACUUAGAUGAGCAGAGGGAGACUCUUCAUGUGUGUGCAGCUCUGGAUCCCAGAUUUAAGACCUUGCUGUUCUUGACUGAGGAUGAACGCCAGACCGUCUAUGAUAGAGUCACCACAGAGGCUGCAAGGACCCAAGGGCCGUUUCAGCAUGGAGGAGCUGGAGAGGAUGUGACAGGUGAGCCAGAGACUGAUGGAGAAGAGGAGGAAGAUGAGGAUGCAGGGCUGGAGGUCCUAGGUGAGGAGGACAAAGGGAGCAGCCAAGGUCUUGAGGAAGAGGAGAGCUUUGCAGUACUGUCCACGUCUAAGAAGAGAUCCAGGGAUUCUUGUGGCCUUGCGGACCUUCUUGGUCAAACAUACACCUCAGGGGCUGCAAAGAAGUUGAAGACGCCAGAGAACCAGGCACAAGAGGAGAUGGGAAGAUUCAAAGAGACUGCUCCGAUGCCAAUUACAAAAGGGGCCAAUCCACUGAACUGGUGGAGGGAGCACGAGUGCGAGUAUCCUCUCCUGUCAAAACUUGCAAAGAGGUAUUUGUGCAUCCCUGGAACAAGUGUCUCCUCUGAGAGAGUUUUCUCUACUGCAGGGGACAUUAUCACCGCACAGAGGAGUGCACUCACCCCAGAGCACCUUGAUCAGAUUCUCUUUCUAAACAAAAACCUAAAAACCAAAGAAGUCAGGUACAAGUUUUAGGCCUAUCCAUGUGUCUGAAUGUUAAGGUUUACUAUUGUAUUUAUUUUGUUUACAAGAAGACUAUGUACACUUUAUUUUCCUCAUAAUUUUCAGCUCAGUGUGUUCAGAGACAAGCAUGUAUGUAAUAUGUAUGCACAUAGGCAUUUUAUUUUCAUAUGACCUGUUCAAUUCAGGUAAAAGUUUUAGGCCUACCAAUGUAUCAGAAUGGUUUACUAUUGUAUAUUUUGUUUACAUAUAUACAUUUACAUUAUUUUCAUAUGACCUCUUCAGUUCAGUGUUCAAACAGUG